Molecule: messenger RNA, 1400 nt
Organism: Linum tenue
Lineage: Eukaryota; Viridiplantae; Streptophyta; Magnoliopsida; Malpighiales; Linaceae
Source: the annotation of a GenBank genome assembly
CGCGCAGGAGGAAAGGAAAAAUUGAAAUUGAAAUUAAAAUCGCAAUCGCAAAGGAAACACGAUGGCUGCUUCCUCGCCGGCACCGAGCAGCACCGCCUCCGACUCAGGUCACACGCCCGGCAGCGCCGCCGCCGCGUCUGUGCAGCGGACAAUUGGAAUCCAACCUAGAACCCAGCGCGGCCUCAACAAACCUAAAUGUAUCCAGUGCGGCAACGUCGCUCGCUCCAGGUGCCCUUUUCAGUGCUGCAAAGGUUGCUGCUCAAGAGCCCAAAAUCAAUGCGAAAUUCAUGUUCUACAAAAAAACAAAAACGCUCCAGACAAGGCGCCAACUUCAACUACUACUCCCAUUGAUCAACAACCACCUGAAGUGUCUCCUGUUGCGAGUUCCCUUCGUGCUGCAUCCUAUCGACAACUAUCAAGCAGUUAUUCCCAAUUGAACAGUUUUCAUACCUCACGUUCGAGAAAGCCUCUGACCAAUAAGGAUGCUUUGGAGUUAAACAAAUGGAGGUUUAACAAAUUGAAGGAAUUCAAGGAAAGAAACAUUGAAAAGGAAAAUGAAGCCUUCGAUCGGUACAUGCAGAACAUAAGCUUGCUCGAGGAGACAUUCUCUAUGAAGACCAUGCAAGCCAGCUCAUCUCAAGAUAGAACCGCCCUACCAGAUCCCAUGGUUAGCGAGAACCUCAGAAAGAGGAAACUACAUGUUAUUGACCAAGGACUGAAGAAGCUCGAGGAGAGUGAGAUCAACGGUGAUCGAAGACCAGAAAAGGUGAAGAAUUGGUCGGAGAGGGCUUCAGCUUUCAACGAUCUGAUCGAGAAGUUGAAUAAAGCUCGAAAUGAGGAUGAUAUCAAAUCUUGUUUGGAGAUGAAGGCCGAGCUCUUUGGUGGCGGUUGUGCAGCUUUGGUUGAUGAACCUGUGGCUCAAACUAGCUGGAUUGAGGCGGGGUCAAGCAAGGGUAUGGAUUGUUUCUCUCAGAAUGUACUUAGACCGGUAGAGAUUGAUCCAGAAAUUGUUAGCAAGGUUAACGUGCAUUUCAUGUCGCUCCAAAAGAUAGCAAGUUUAUGACGUUAUUUUGAUGGUUCUAGGUUGAUUUGCGUAUGAACGAGAGGCCAAAUUUGUAUCCGUGUAAUUGAAGUGUUUUGGCUCGGUAACUUCUCUUGUCAAUGUUUAGGAGAGUAGGGAGGGAGGGAGCAUAGGUUUGCUGCAUGUCCUGGUAAUGUGAGUUGUGGUUGACGAUGGACUAGACCAAGUAUAAGACUUCAUUUUGAUUCCUCACAAAUAUGUUAGGUUCGAAUUUUGUGUUUCUUGGUCUCUUAUGUUAAGUUAUAGAUGAAUUUUUCAAGGUUUUGUACGUUGCCAUUUAAUAUAGUUCGUGUCAAAUAGAAGAAAAACAAUUGAAGUC